AUAUGGAAAAAUGUGUAUGAACUAAACCAAAAAGUCAACAUAGCAAACUCGAACUGUGUACGGUGAGGUUUUUUUUUCGUAUGAAAGUCGAACAGUUUUGCAGUAUUGCGCCGUGGGUUUUUUUACAUGUCAAAAUAACAAUUGUAAGGGUAAUGGAACAAACGCUAAGCUAACGUUACAAUGUUUGUGGUGUUAGCUAGCUAGUGCUAACGGCCGAGCCAUCCUGUCUUCAUAGUGUUGACUUUUACGUGGUAGGGUGUUUACAGCGAAAACCUUGAGAGACGGGAUCAGUGUUGCAUAUUUCUGUCGCUUGAAUGACUGUACAAGAAAGAGUUCUUUCAACAAAAUACCAAGGAUACUAAACUUCCGCUGAUAUUUGCGCCAUGAAUCCAUCCAAUCCGUUUGGCAGCCCACAAGGUGGAGCUUUUCAAGCCCCAAGCAACACUUUGAAGAGUGGUUUGUUCCAGUCAUUUGGGCAGCAAAGUUCUACCAAUCAGCCCCAAGCAAUGGGCUUUUUUCCACCAUCAGCGUUUGGACAGCCAUCCGUCUUAAAUCAGCCCACACCUCAUGGAAAUACCGUUUUUGGACAAGCCCCUGCCUUUGGACAGUCAUCUAACGUUACACAGGCUCCUUCGCUGCCUGCAAUAAGCCAAGCUCCAGCAUUUGGACAGCAACCAUUAGGAAUGAGUAGCUCAGGCUUUGGCAGUAGCACGGCACCAGCCUUCGGACAGACUAGUGGACCAAACCAGAGUUCAGUCUUUGGCCAGACACCUUCAUUCGGGCAGCCGUCUGCAUUUGGGCAGGCUCCGGGAUUCACCCAGCAGGCCACAGGACUUGUCCAGCAGUCCUCUGGGUUUGGAAACCCUCAGAUGACUUCUGGCUCUACCACUGCCUUAGGGCAACCUCAGCCGCUAGGUUUUGGGCAGUCUGUGUUUGGACAACCAUCAUCCACCAGUGUCACCACCAGUGUAUUUGGUGCAGCUCAGAGUGCAACCCAGAGCAGAGGCUUUGGAUCAUCGAAAUUCAGUUUCAAGCCUGCCAAUGAGGCACUGUUUAAACCCAUCUUUAGUGCGAGCCCCGAGCCCACAAACCCUCAAACUACUUCAAUGUCCAGCUCACCUUUUGGCACUAGUGGGUCCCAGACAAGCUCCAGCACCACAAAUAGCAGCAGCACCACCACAACAAGUGGCUUCUCUCUGUUGACUGGGGCUAAGUCUGGGCAGCUGGGCUUCAGCUUCUCACAGCCGGCUGCAGCCCCCUCUGUCUCUGCUCAAAAUAAUCCAUUAACAACUAGCAAUAGCAGCGCUCCUUCCAACACGCUGCAGUUCACCUUUUCCCAGCCAGCCGCCCCCUCAAGCUCCAGCACUAAGGCACCUACCACCCAGCCCACCACCCCAUUGUCUUUCAGCUUUUCAGCUCAAGCCCUCCAGACCCAGGCAGCACCCCUUUUUGGAGGAACAAAUUUUGGUCAGCCCCCAGCUUUUGGUGACACCAAAGCUAAAGCAGACACAAGUACAGAGGACAAAGGGAGCAACCUUGAGAGCCCAGGAGACACAAAUGUAUUUGCACGACUUGGCAAAGGCACCAAGCGCAAGGAAGAUCCAGCAGCUCCCAGCACUGGCCUAGAGAAGUCUGCCACAGGAGAGGAAGAGGACGAUGUUACAGCAGAAGCAGAUUCACCAAGACACCCUUCAAAGAGGCCCCUAAUGCGGUCCCGCGGCCCACCGGCAGGCUUAUUUGGUAGGGCAUUAAGUGCUCUUCGUAGAGAUGGCCCGAAGCCAGUUAGACGAGAGGCCACAAAGGAGACUCAGCAGCAAGAAUUGAAGUGGGAGGAGACAGAGAGAGAAGAAAAAGUCCAAGCUCAGAGGGAUGACCUACCUACUGCACAACCUACAGCACAAGCACUGACCGGGGAUGUGCUGGAAAAAGCUGAAGAAUCAGACCCAGCAAAAGCCCCAGACCCAAAUCUAACCAACACAACCCCUGUGAGACGCAGUGUACGCAGCGAGAGCUUAGAGAGCCUGAGUGGCAUGUCUCCCACUGAUUGCACCACCAUCAUGUGCAGGAAUGUGCCUCCAAACCUCAACAAGAAGGACAUAAUCGAGAAGCACUUUAAUCGUUUUGGCAAAGUCCGUAAGGUUUUCUGCCGGCCUGCCAAGAACCUGGCUAUAAUACAUUUUGAUGACCACGCAUCAGCGGCAAAGGCAAAGAAGAAAGGCAAAGUCCUGCAUAGACAGGAACUCCUUCUCUUGUGGCAGAGAAAGAAGCAGAGUCCAGGGGACAAAGGGAGCAGACCUGCUGCAGGGAAGGAGGAGGCAAAGGGAGAAAGUCAGGAGGACACAGAGUCCAAGGCUGCCUCCUCCCCACUCAGAAGACCUGCAGUCAGCAGCAUAAUGGCCUUCAGCCACAGUUCUCCAGUGAAGAAGUCGUCAUCAGCCAAGUCUCUGCAGUUUGAUACUGAACCCCAGAGAGAGAGCAGCACAGAGGCUCAGAGCUCUGAGCGCCCAGUCCCUUCCUCCCUCCUCCACCUCAUUGGCCAGCUAGCUGAGACAGCUGAGGACAAGUAUCGCUUCCUGGAACAGAGAGACAAAAUCCUGCGUCAAGGUCGGCCCAAGAGAACCGACCUAGACCUGUCAAAGGUGUUUGUGGGGAUGUGUCCUGACAUGUGCCCGGAGAAGGAGAGGUACAUGAGAGAAACGCGGAAACAGCUGAGCAUAUUCGAGGUCAUCCCAGAUACAGAGAUGGUGGAUCACUCAGCAGCCAUCAAGGAGUACAGCCGCUCAUCAGCUGACCAGGAAGAGCCCUUGCCCCAUGAGUUGCGCCCCCUGCCUGUGCUCAGCAUGACCUUGGACUAUCUGGUGACUCAGAUCAUGGACCUGGGCCAUGACAACUACCGGGACUGGUAUGACUUUGUCUGGAACAGGACUCGCGGCAUUCGCAAGGACAUCAUCCAGCAGCACCUGUGCUGCCCACACACGGUGUCGCUGAUUGAGAAGUGUACACGCUUCCAUGUGCACUGUGCUCACCACCUCUGCGAGGAGCCUAUGUCUUCUUUCGAUGCCAAGAUCAACAACGAGAACAUGACAAAGUGCCUCCAGAGUCUCAAAGAAAUGUACCAGGACUUGGCUACACGCCACAUCUACUGUCCCCUGGAGGCAGAGUUUCGCCAGUACAAUGUGCUGCUCAAACUCAAUGAUGGUGACAUCUUACGUGAAGUGCAGCAGUUCCGUGACGAGGUGCGAAAUUCCCCUGAGGUGAAGUUUGCCGUGCAUGCAUUUGCUGCAGUCAAUAGCAACAACUUUGUGAGAUUCUUCAAGCUGGUGAAAGGAGCUUCAUACCUCGCCAGCUGCCUCCUACACAGAUACUUCAAUCAGGUUAGAGCUAAGGCCUUGAAGACCUUGAACAUGGCCCACACUGUGGGUCCACGAUCAACUGCAUUUCCAGUUGAGGACAUAGUUCGGAUGUUAAUGUUUCGCAACACUGAAGAGGCAACUGACUUCAUCCAGCAGUAUGGCCUCAAUGUCAACGAAGGUGUGGUUGAGCUGAGUCGGGUAGCCUAUCAGGAGCCAGAGCUGCCUUUGGCCCAGAAGAAGUCGGAGGUCAUCCUUGCAAAGAAAACAGUGUUGAUUGGAGAGGUGGUGAACGGAGGCCCCCUCCCCAACCCUGUCCAGCAUACUCCUGUCUGCAGCUUUGACUCCCAGAACAAGUACCGUGGAGAAGGCCCACUGGCUGAGCCCACUCAAAGCCCAUUCAGAGCUCUUGCUGCUAAGGUGGAGGUUAAGGCCCCAUCCAGCACUGAGUUGCUUGCACAGGUCAUUCCAGACACGCCCGCUGCAUUCGGGUUGCCUCCAGCUGUUACAGAUGAGACAGGAGAGCCCAGUCAACCGUACCAGAGCUCGGCCCAGCCAGCAGACACCCAGCAGCUGUUCCAGCCGAUACCUCAACCUCAGCCCGUCAAACCACCAUCACCUCCACCCAAACCUCAGCCGGUGUACAGCAAUGAGGACAUUAUCGCUGAAGUGGACUGUGUGAUUGAAGAGGUGGUUGAAGCAGCAGUGAGGGAGGUAGCUGAUGCUGGUGCCAGCUAUGCCACCGCAGCUCUAGCGGAGAGCGGUGUUCAGGUGGAGUCAGUGGUGAGUGAGGUGUUGGACCAGAUGCUGCAGGAGAUGUCCUCCUCCGAGAUCAAGCUGGAACAGGAGCGUGUUGCUGAAGAGAAACGCAAGCUUGAAGAAGCCAGGAGGAAGCAGGAGCACGAGGCCUUCCUGGUUCAGUUCAGCUUCUCUCUCUGCACAGAACUCAUCUACGAAGUUGUAGAUGAGACCAUCGAGGAGACCGCCACCUCUGAGAUCCAGCAGGCAGUGAAUGAGAAAGCAGACCGUGUGGCUAAGUGCACGGAGCAGGUGUGUACCAGUCUUGUUGAGGAGACUUUGAAUACAGACAUUUCUCUGCUGGUUGAAGACAUCCUUGAAGCUGAGCUGCAGCGCAUUCACAAGUACAUCAAAAGGUGGCGUGAUGUGGUAGCAGUACGUCGGCAGCUGAAGAGACAGAUGAGAGGUUUCCCUGCAGCUCCUUGCUGUGUGGACCCUCGAUUCAAACUGAAGGCUCUGGCUCCCAGCGCCCCUGCACAGCCCUCCAUAGCAGAUCUGGCUCGUGGUCUGGUCAACCUGGGAAACGCCGGCACUCUGGCCUUCUCCAGCACCAGGUUGUUGAAAAUGAGACAGGAAGCAAUCCACCAGAUGAGAGUUCACUACUACUAUCAGCAGCUGCUGGAUGAGACAGUGUGGGCACCACUUGACCUGCCAGCACUGGUGACAGAAAAUAUGCCUGACCCACCUGAUCGAAUCUUCUGGAAAGCUGUUCUACUCUUACCUAGCGACCACGAGAGUGUUGCCAGCCUGGCCGACAGGAUCCUGUCUGACUGGCUGGAGGUGAAGUUCGGUGGCUGCAAGGGGUCUGAGGUGAGGGAGGAGCAGCAAGAUGGCACACUGCAGACCCUCUGUGUCACCAACUCACUCCAGGACAAAGGACAAAGUACGCACAAAGUCCACAUCAGCAUUAAGGCAUCUCGUGGCCCUCUGACCGAAGACGGCCUUUCCAAAACAGAGGAGUGCUGUGAGCUACAGGGGACAGGAGCUCUAAUCAUGUUGCUCCCCGCCAUACCUAUCACCAAGCCCGGGCACGAGGAGCAGGAUGUACCUCUGCUGUCAGCCCUGCUUCAGCUCAAACAGCUACAGCAGGCCAGCACCUGGCACUGCCCGCUGCCUUUAGUCAUUCUGGUACCAGGGCCUGAGGGUGGCACUGAUGAUACACAGAAACUUGAAGAAGCUCUGAUGCUGCACACACUGGUCCAGGAAGGCCUGAUAUCAGAGUACACAUUCUUCUUCAUACCAGAGACCACAAGUGACCAAGAGGGAUCCAAAAAGCUAAACCAGGCUACAUGUUGGUUGCUUGCCCACACUCCACCACCCCUUCCGCUCUCCUGCCAGACCCUGGUGCAGCUUGUAGAGGCCACUUUGAGUCGUGAAUUCAGUCCCAGAGUUUACACCAAUCGGCAGGAGCGGGUUGCUGCGGGUCUUCCUUCCCAGGACCCCGCACCUGUCAUCCAGCUGUACAACGCCGUCCUCGCUCACAUUGCUGAUAAAGUAUCGUCCCAGGAUCUGAGCAGACUUUCGUGGCCGCCAAGCGAGUUCAGCCUGCCUGAUACUCGUGAUUUUGUCCCUCAUCUGGGCUGGAACUCUACUCAGCAUCUGGCCUGGCUAUGCAAAGCCAUCCUCAGCCUGCAGCUGCCACAGUGGGAGCAGCUAUCUGCCACAGCCUCCUGGCCUGAGCUCUGCUCCUCUAUCUUUCACUACGCUGCUCAGAUCCCAGUUUCACACCAAAGUCAGCCUCUCCUAAUGUCACGGCUGGAAAACCUUCUGGCAAGGGUCAGGCUAAAGGGUCACCAUACCCGAACCCCCAAAUCCAAGAUAACCAUGAGCAAUGAGAAUGUUUUCCCAGCCUUCAAUCAGAUUCCUUGGGACGACGUGCUGGUAAUUUGCAUUGACCACAAGCUGAAAGACUGGCAGAUCCCCGGACCACCUGUCUGUGAAGAUGCUGUGACGGAUGAUGGGGAGAUCCUGGUUUACAUCCCUACAGAGUCACUGAAGGGCUUUCAGCCGCCUGAGGAAUGGACCCAGGCCAUCAAACAAACCCACAGAGAGAAGCAGCAAGACAGGGAAGGGGCAAGUGAAGCUGCACAUGCACCGCCCAGCAGCCUAUCCCUCAGACAGAGGUUGUUCCACAGUGUGGUAGAGCCUCUCGAGGCGCCAACAGCCCCACUGGACAUCACGCACACUCCCUCAGCACAAGAGCUACUGGCCCACAGAGUCCUCCAGAGCUUAGAGGAGGAGAAGGCUGAAAGCAAAAGGAGCAUGGAGCAGCUUCAGCGCUGGCUGGAUGGUGACCCCCUCGACCACUUGUCCACACCGCUUUUCAUUCCAUCCUCCACUCUGUUGUCCAUGCCCACAACCAUAACACAUACACCCACAGCCAAAGCUCUCACACAGGAGCCAGAGCCUGAUGAUCUUUCAGCCAAAGCAGAUGGGCCUAAAACCACACCUGUAUCUAUGGCAUGGCGACUAAAGGAACUCGAGCGACAGAUUUUGGCGAGCCAUGAGGAAGAACUGGCCUGUAGACUGAAGCUGAGUGGUCUCCUGAGCAUUGUUGAUGACUGAUGAACUGAACCUAAAAACCAAAACAAAUGACUCAGUGACUAUGCAAGUAUAUGAAAACUGAGAGGAAAAAAACCUUCUGCCUGCAGCGAGAGACUACUUUUACUUCCUUUUUCUUUUUUUUUUUAUUGCUAAACUCAUUACACUGGCAUACUGAGUCUUUUAUUCUAUAGUCUGUUGUGGUCAGUUUCACUGUUCACAACAGUGCAUGUGUUAUGUCUUUUUUUUGUUUGUCUUAAUGUCUACUUUUAGUUUAAUUUUGUACCAUAGAUUUUGCAUUUAUAACUUGAAAAUGUGUGUACAAUGUUUGUCACUGCGUUGACAAACCCGAUGAGAUGUUUUUUUCUCAAAGUGAGCUAAAUCUCUGAAAAAGCUGCUCUUCCUAAUUGUGUUGAACACAUUUUAAAUUACAUGGAUGAUGUUUGUAAAACCAGCUACAAAUCAUAUAAUUGCUUCCAUGUUGUUUGAACUAGUUUUGUAUUGUUCAAUUAUGAAGUGUCUAAUAGCUAUAUAUAGAAUAAAAGUGUUAUUUUUCAAGUAAA
Molecule: messenger RNA, 7252 nt
Organism: Epinephelus fuscoguttatus (brown-marbled grouper)
Lineage: Eukaryota; Metazoa; Chordata; Actinopteri; Perciformes; Serranidae
Product: minichromosome maintenance complex component 3 associated protein
Exons: 28
Coding region: 384-6713 (2109 amino acids)
Biological process (GO): mRNA export from nucleus
Cellular component (GO): transcription export complex 2; cytoplasm; nucleus
Molecular function (GO): RNA binding
Source: RefSeq, a predicted model, not a curated record